Messenger RNA from Parnassius apollo (apollo), 291 nucleotides. NCBI's taxonomy places the organism in Eukaryota, Metazoa, Arthropoda, Insecta, Lepidoptera, Papilionidae. The record is from the annotation of a GenBank genome assembly.
AUGAAUGUCGCAGCUGGAAAAUCUGUCACAAGCUUGGAUAUAACUAAAAACGUGACCAAGAAAAAUAAACAGAGUGAAACUAGUGAAAUAAGAAGCAAAACAAAUUUUAUUGUAAAUAAUAUUGAAAAAGUGGUGCACGACGACGUACCAGAUAAAAAUAAGUCAAAAAUAACUAUUUUCUCAGAAGUUAGAAUACUGCCAAAAACAGACAGGAAUAAAAAAGCACAAACGACAAAGAAAGAAGAAGGAAAAGCUGGACCAUCUGGUAUUACGAUAAAAAGAGAAUUAUAA